CUCUAUAUCUACCUGCAAGAUAGCCGAAUGCUAUGUAUUUCUUCCGACAUUUCACAUGAUCAUGGGUGGAUCAACCCAUUUCUCUGUUUUCUUACUCGUCGCCAUAAUUUUACUCUGUUCUUCCAGCGAAACUGUAAAUGCAACUUGCUAUGCAAGUGAGAAACAAGCUCUUAUGGACUUCAAGAAAGACUUGAAAGAUCCCUAUGGUAGACUCUCGUCUUGGAUUCACGACGUUGAUUGCUGCAAAUGGGAAGGAGUUGUUUGUAGCAACCGAAGUGGCCACGUGAUUCAACUUCAGCUUCAGAGUCCUGUUCGUGAAAUUGAUGAUUUUGGUGAUGAGGAAGAAUCACCAUUAAGCGGUAAAAUCAGUCAUUCGUUACAAAAUUUGACUCACUUGCGUUACCUUGAUCUAAGUCUAAAUGAUUUCAGUGGAAUUCCAAUUCCCAGUUUUUUUGGGUCUCUUAGAAGUCUAAGGUACCUGGAUUUAUCUAAAGCUGGAUUUCAAGGAAUGGUUCCCUAUCAGCUUGGAAACCUGUCAAGUUUACGCACUUUAGGCUUGGAAGCCUAUUAUGUUUCCCAUCUCCAAGCUGAUAACCUGCAAUGGUUGGCUGGUCUCUCGAAUCUGGAACACCUAGACAUGAGUGGCGUGGACCUUAGUCUAGCGUCUAAUUGGCUAGAGGUGAUUAACACGAUCCCUUCGUUGGUAGAGAUACAUUUGUUCUCUUGUCAGCUUGAUUUAAUUUCUUAUUAUGAUGGUGGCAGAGAUACAUUUGUCUCACUCUUCCAUGCCAACUUUUCUUCUCUUACUGUCCUAGAUCUUUCUAGAAAUUAUCUUGGAUUCGUCAUCCCUAGAUGGAUUUUCGGUCUUCCUGCCCUUGCUUCUCUUGAUUUAAGUUGGAACUUCUUUGGAGGUCCAUUGCCCAGAGAUCUUUGGAACUUGACUUCCCUCAGGCACUUGGAUCUUUUUGGAAACUAUCUGAAUGGUUCACUGUCAGAUGAGCUUAGUCAUCUUAACAAUCUCAUUUCUCUCAACCUUGGGCGGAAUUAUUUCGAAGGCUCCUUGGAUGGAAUUUGGAAUUGGAGUUCCCUUACAUCUUUGGAUCUAUCAGAGAAUAACUUCGCUACCUUCCUCCCAAGCCAAUUAUCCACUUUAAGCUCCCUAGUUUCACUUGACCUUAGAGUCAAUCACUUUCGAGGUUCUAUCCCAACCUCUAUUGCCAACAUUUCCAACCUUCAAUAUCUUGAUCUAUUUCAUAACAACCUUAUCUCCUCUUUACCAAGUGAAGUAUUCACGUCGAAGGACUUGAUUACACUUGAUGCAAGUGAUAAUUACUUAAAUGGUCCAAUUCCAAGCACAGUUGGCAACUGUUCCAAUCUAGAAUACCUUUCGCUAAGUAAUAAUGCUCUAUCUGGUUCAAUUCCAUCAAAUUUAGGAAGAUGUACCCAGCUCAAAGAACUUCGGCUAAAUGAUAAUGCUCUAUCUGGUUCAAUUCCAUCAAAUUUAGGAAAACUGUCAUCCUUGAAGUUCUGGGAUAUAUCUUGCAACGAACUCAAUGGAACUCUUCCUGAAAGUCUUGGGCAGCUUUCCAAACUUGAAGAGCUUAUUAUUCACGACAAUUUAAUGGAAGGCAUUGUGAGCGAAAGUCACUUCGACAAUCUGACAGCUUUAACGAAGUUUGAUGCAUCUGGAAACUCUUUGACCUUAAGAGUAAGUGUAAGUUGGACUCCUCGUGUCCAAUUUGAAACACUUGAAUUGAGUUCAUGGAAGCUGGGCCCCCGAUUUCCUACAUGGAUCCGAUCACAAAAAAUCCUUCGGGAUGUGAACUUGUCCUUCGCAGGAAUUUCAGAUACCAUUCCACCUUGGUUAUUCAACUCAUCAUUGCAAUUUGUAGACUUUUCUCACAAUCAACUCCAUGGAGGCAUCUCUCACAUUUUGUGUGAAGUUAAGAAUGAAUAUCAUGAUCUUCGGUAUCUAGAUCUUCAGGAGAAUUCUCUAUCAGGAGAAAUUCCUGACUGUUGGAUGAAUUACCCAAACUUGACUCGCAUCAACCUCAACAGCAAUAACUUCACCGGAAGCAUUCCAAGGUCAUUGUUUCAUUUGGAAGAUCUGGACCAUUUAGGCUUGGGUAAUAACAGUCUCACUGGUCCGAUAACCUUUGACUUUGUAAAUCAUGAAUAAAUAACAGACUUGUGGAGGCAUUUGAUGUUUGAUCCUAUGGGUAAAAAUAAGAUAGACAUCAAAAGUGACUUUCCGUGCUGUUGGCGAUGUAAUUGCUGCAUAUAUAGAAAAUGUUGUAAUUUUUAACCGUAAUGGAUGCACCAGUGUUUUAAAGC
Molecule: messenger RNA, 2334 nt
Organism: Coffea arabica (coffee)
Lineage: Eukaryota; Viridiplantae; Streptophyta; Magnoliopsida; Gentianales; Rubiaceae
Molecular function (GO): protein binding
Source: RefSeq, a predicted model, not a curated record